AUGCCAGCGUUGAAUCAGUAUCUACGUAAAUUCGACACAAGCAACGCCACUCAAUUUGGGUAUCGACCAGAUCAAUACGGGGCCACCGGGCACGACUAUGAGAUGAGCAAUUUGUCCAACCACAGAAUGGCGACAGGAGCGGGAAACAAGAGUGCAAACAACGGCACUGGCGAUAGCGACGAUUCUGCAGCACAAAGUUCCGGCGCCGACUUCAGACCUCCUGGAUAUACACUGUACCAUGCGAGGAUUGAUGGGCCAAGGGUCGGAAAGAGCAACGACGGGGUCUCCAGUGCCUCGCAGGAGGACGGGUCGGUAGAAAGGCACGGCAGUGAGGAGCACAUCAUUCGGAAGGAGGUCGUGUACGACGUCCGAUGUGAAUAG
Exophiala aquamarina CBS 119918 is the source of this 381-nucleotide messenger RNA. RefSeq lists its product as uncharacterized. The transcript has a single exon. Lineage: Eukaryota; Fungi; Ascomycota; Eurotiomycetes; Chaetothyriales; Herpotrichiellaceae. The coding region runs from base 1 to 381 and encodes 126 amino acids. The record is from RefSeq and is a predicted model, not a curated record.